GAGGCCUUCGCCCCGCCUGCCGUGGCCCGGGCCCGGCCUUUGAUCCGCCGCGAAGCGCAGAGGCUGGCCCGUGCUCUGGCGGCCGAAACUGGCACAGUCGUGGAGGUGCGGUGCCGGCUGAGAGCUGCGCUCACGUCGCUUUUGCUGCGCUGGGCGCUGAGCUUACCUGCUUCCCGGCCGGAGGCCAAGGAGCUGGAAGGCCUCAUCGAAGACGCCUGGGCGACGCUGACCGACCCCGUCGUCACAGCCAGCGACUUCGUGGGCGUUGCAGCCCCGGGGGUCCUGGACCGUUUGCCGGAGCUUCGCCGGGAGCGCACGCGGCUUCUGCGAUCUUUGAUCACUGAAAGGCGACGAACAGCCGGGCGCCAGGGCGAUUUCUUGGAGGCCCUACUCCGGUCUCAGAAGAAGCAUGGGUUUGGGGAGGACCUGAUUGUUGAGACCCUGGUGUCGCUUACCACUGCUGGCAUCAGCACGGUCGCCACGGCCCUCGAGUGGCUGCUCUUGCUGCUGGCUCGGGAUGAAGUUGCACAAGGCAAAGCUCGGGCAGAUGUUUGCGGAAGCAGAGAGACACCAUAUCUGGAAGCCUGCAUUCUGGAGACGCUGCGCUUGAAGACUCCGCUCUUCGUGCCGCGGAAGUGCCUGAAGCAAGUCGAGGUUUCUGGCUUCCAACUGCCCGAAGGAACCCUCCUUUUGCCGGACUCCUACAAACUGGCACACGAUCCAUCAGCGUGGGAGGCUCCGAACGAAUUCCGACCCGAACGUUUCCUUGGCACCGAUGCACCGAAGGUGCGGCCGGAAUUGAGGCCGAAGUGCCCCUUCGCUCAAGGCUGGGACUCCACCUCCACACCAUUCAAGUACCUGCCCUUCGGGGUGGGAGCACGCUUCUGUCCGGGUGCGACGCUGGCACUGGAGCAGCUGCGGCUCUUUGCCGCCGAACUCCUCAUGGCUCUCCAGUGGCGCCCGGCGGGUGAUAUAGACCUCUCGGAGGCCUACUCCUUUACACUCACACCCGCUACGCCUGCGCGGCUGAUCUUCGGAGCAGCGCCACGGAUGGACCGCAGACGCAUGAGGAAAAAAAGCUGGGAGUUCAAGCGUCGGCUUCCUGGUCGCGGCUGGGUUUUCCAACGAACAAGAUGA
Symbiodinium necroappetens is the source of this 1137-nucleotide messenger RNA. The record is from the annotation of a GenBank genome assembly. NCBI's taxonomy places the organism in Eukaryota, Dinophyceae, Suessiales, Symbiodiniaceae.